AUGAAUAAUAAUGAUCAAGAUGGAUACGAUGAAACACUUUAUAAGUUCGCCGAAUACAGAGAGACAAAUGUUCGUCAACCUGUUGAACACUACACGAUUCAUAAUUGUAUGUUGAAACAAUUUCUAGACAAAGAUGGUCUUCUGACAGGAAAACGUGUUCUUGAUUUGGCAUGUGGCCAUGGUUACUAUACACGUGAAUUGAAAGCAUUAGGAUGCUCUUACAUUCUCGGCAUUGAUGAAAGCCCAACAAUGAUUGCACUUGCUCGCGAUAGUAAAUGGCAUUGUUCGGAAGAUAUCGAGUAUAUGGUUGCCGAUGUAAAAUCAUUACCCCCAUUGCAAUCAUCAUUUGAUUUAAUAACCGCAUUCUAUCUAUUUGACUAUGCUCAAACAAGCGACGAACUACUUUCAAUGGUACGCUUUAUAUACGCACAACUUGGCGAAUCCAAAACGUUCAUUGGUGUUAUAGGCAACGUUACAGGUGGCAAAGACAUGUUUAACAAUAGAAAAUAUGGUAUUACAAGAGAAACAAAAUUACCGUUCGAUGGUGAUUUAUUACCGGAUAGCACGGAAAUCAUAGUCACCAUGUAUGACACUCAAGACAUGCCAAUGUGUAGCUUUUCGAACUAUCAUUAUUCUCCAACAACAUAUGAGCAAGUAUUCAAAGAAGUUGGCUUUAAAACAUUUCAAUGGGUACCAUACCAGUGCGAUCCAAAUGAUCCUAACGGAACAUUUUUUGAAGAUUUAAUUCACAACGCUCCGUCGAUUGGUAUAAUCGCAACAAAAUAA
Molecule: messenger RNA, 786 nt
Organism: Rotaria socialis
Lineage: Eukaryota; Metazoa; Rotifera; Eurotatoria; Philodinida; Philodinidae
Source: the annotation of a GenBank genome assembly